AUGCCAGGCGAAGAAGAGUCCCGUUGCGUGGAUGAUUCGGGUGUUGAUUAUGUGGGCGGCUUGGAAGUCGUCGAGGCGGGAGCGGGCGCCGGGGGCUUUGGUGGGGGAGAUUUUGGAGGGGAGGUCGUGGAGACAUUUCACGGCUUUGAUGUAUUGGCGACGUUCGUGAGGGUUGAGCUCGGCCCUGAGUAG
This is a messenger RNA of Glarea lozoyensis ATCC 20868, 192 nucleotides long. RefSeq lists its product as uncharacterized. The transcript has a single exon. Lineage: Eukaryota; Fungi; Ascomycota; Leotiomycetes; Helotiales; Helotiaceae. Bases 1 to 192 code for a protein of 63 amino acids. The record is from RefSeq and is a predicted model, not a curated record.